UGAGGAUCGAGUUCCCAGUCGGGCACGAAUGUUACACGGAGCACAUCCUCCACGCGUGUUUGACUUAUAAAUAGUUAUUGCCGUUUUGUACCGUGAGUAUUAAUUAAGAGGGUUUAAUUUAGCACUAAUGCUAAUGCAGUUAAUAUUACGAAUAAAAAUGUCAUAGAGUUUUGUGGCGUUUCGUUUCACGUGGAGACGGAAGUGUUUUUUCUUGACCAGCGGACAUUACUGCAGACAAGAGCAAUGGAGAGUUUGGAGGAGAAGCUCAAAGGUCUGUCCAUCGCUCGGCGCUGUCGUCCAGAAGAGGCCACCUACCUGCUGCACGUGGCCCUGCAGCCGCCCGGUCUGCUGGCAGUGACCUGCUCCAACUUCACGCUCCACCUGCACAACAAGGACACUCUGAAGCUGGUGGCGGAGUAUCGCGGUCACACCAAGCCGCUGUGUGGGGUCACUUUUCCCCGCAGCUCUCCCGACCUCCUCUACUCUGCCUCCGCUGACGGCACAGUGCGGGGCUGGGACGUCCGCCGCCCCGGGUCACAGGCGGCCCAGAUGUUUAAGAGCGACCCGGCGCACAGCUACUGCAGCUUCGACCUGAGCUGCAGCGACACGCUCCUGUGUGCCGGCACGGAGCAGGUGAACGGCGAGGACAGCUUCCUGGUUUUCUGGGACGCCAGGAAGCCAGAUGGGGGCGGGCUGCUGGGUGUGUACUCCGAGUCGCACAGCGAUGACAUCACACAGGUGCGCUUCCACCCUCGUGACAAAGACCGCCUGGCGUCGGGCUCCACAGACGGCCUUGUUAAUGUUUUUGACCUGAGCCGGGGAGCGGAGGAGGAGUCGCUGCUCGCCACCUGUAACAGCGACUCGUCGGCCGGCUCCGUCUGCUGGUCCGGACCGGAUUACACUCAGCUGCUGUGCCUCAGCCACGACGAGGGGCUGCACCUGUGGGACCUGAGCCAGCUGGACACGGAGGAGCCGCUCACCGUCUUCAGCACCGAGGACGCUCGCGGCCUCACGCCGCUGCCCGGCGGAGGGGGCGUGGAUUAUGUGGUCGGAGGGACGUGGCUGGAGGACGCGCAGAAGCUGCUGGUGGUGGCGGGGAUGAACAGCGGCAAACUGCACCUGAUGGAGUGUGACGACAAGGGGCUGCGGCUGCUCACGAGCCUGGAGGGUGGCCACGCCUCCACGGUGCGCUGCUUCCUGUGGGACGCGGCGGGGGAGGCGCUGGUGACGGGGGGUGAGGACGCACAGCUGUUGCUGUGGAAACCAGGAGGGGUGGAGCUGACGGCGGGAAAACGGGAGUCCAUGAAGAGCCAAUCAGCUUUGAGACUCCAAACCAGGCCGCAUAAAAAACAUGGCUACCAGAAGAAGAAGUAGGCAAAGACCCGACGGCAGCUUUCAGAAGAAACAUGUCGACAGCUUAGGAAGAGAGAUGACUGUCACUGUACAACUAACGUGGAGUUAUAACAAGAAUCUAGUGUAGUUAUGUAGUGAGUUUUAUCCAGUGUCUCUUUAAGACACAAACAGUUCCAGCACGAUUCGUCUGAGUCUGUGCUCGGUCAAACAGGAAGUACUGAACCAUUCUGUGAACAAAUCUUUUUAAACAGACUGAUACACGUUGAGGAGGAGCUACGAAAUCAUGGAAAACAACGUGACUGAUACUAAACGAAAGAAAUGGCUUAUUUUGUCAAUUCGAUCAGCAGCUCCUGUGUCCUCUCGAGCUAAAAUCACUGAUUUUCUCUAUGGGCUUUGGUGUGGGAGAGUGAGCGUUUCACAAACCACAGUUUCCUGUUGGAAAAGUCUGUCUCACAGUGAGAUAAAGACGUGAUCAGGUUCUGAAGACAAAUAUAGAUUUUAGUCUUUUGAGUCUUUUGUCAGUACCUCAUAUCGCCACAUUUCAAAAAUCAUGAACUGUCUCUUUAAUGUCCCGUAUGAACUCUACUAACAGCUAGAAAACAACAAAAGAUUGUUUUCAAUGAUGAUUUAGGGUGAAAAAAAUGGGACUUUAUUGAAAAUGUUGUCAAACGUGCAUGGAUGUAUGUUUGUAAAGUUAGUACAAACAAAAAUACAAAGAAUGGUUUACACGCUGUCGUAAAGCUUGAUUGUUUUCCACUUUUUAAUUAUAAUUUAUUGAUAAAAAGCCAAAUUCACAGCAUUUUCAUCUGUGUUUUAAAUAAAUGCUUUCAUGUUA
Messenger RNA from Solea senegalensis (Senegalese sole), 2188 nucleotides. It is a transcript of the gene wdr89, whose product is annotated as WD repeat domain 89. The record is from RefSeq and is a predicted model, not a curated record. The transcript has 2 exons. Lineage: Eukaryota; Metazoa; Chordata; Actinopteri; Pleuronectiformes; Soleidae. Bases 244 to 1374 code for a protein of 376 amino acids. Gene Ontology annotation, molecular function: protein binding.